Molecule: messenger RNA, 1761 nt
Organism: Huiozyma naganishii CBS 8797
Lineage: Eukaryota; Fungi; Ascomycota; Saccharomycetes; Saccharomycetales; Saccharomycetaceae
Gene: FRT2
Product: Frt2p
Exons: 1
Coding region: 1-1761 (586 amino acids)
Cellular component (GO): endoplasmic reticulum
Source: RefSeq, a predicted model, not a curated record
AUGGACUUGUUGGUGAAGCGGAUGGAGGAUAAGAGGAGCAUGAUGGGAAAGUAUAUGCAAUCGGGCAACGCUGGGACCACCGGUGACGGAAAUUGUGGGCUGCGGAAACCGGCGCGGUCGAAAGCGGAGGUUCCGAGGAUCAUGGUAACCAAACCCAAGGAGUCGAAGCCGCUGGACUUCCACUUCGACAGUUGCAUUGGGAAUGAGCGUUUCAAGAAGUCCCAGUUGCAAAGAAAGGAAAAGGAGGAGAAGGACAUUAUUGUGGGGAGCACCCCCAAGCCGCAUGUCAGGAACAUCUUCACUGCGUUGCUAGACCAAGAGAGGAAGCUGGAAAGAGAGACUCAGCAUCGAAGAAAGGAGCACCACAGACACCGUUCUAUAACUGGGCACGGUCAGAACGGCCACACACAUGCGCACAUGGUGGGGAGGCCUCGCUCUAAAAGUGAGCCGAAGGAUUAUACGUCAGCGGCCACGGGGACGUUCAGCAAUGCGAUGUUCACCCCGAAGAAAGAAACAAACACGUCAGACAGCUGUAGUUGUUCGUCAUCAAAUGAGAGCGAUGGUGCUGGUGCUGGUGCUGAGGAACCAGUUGAUGGCCAUGACCCCACAAAGGAACAGGUGGAGAAGGAUAAACGGUCGCAGACAAAUACCGUUGGAGGUGGGUCCGCGAAUGCGAAGACGAACGACAUACCAAAUUUUAUUGGCAUAACGAAGAUGAUGGAGCCGCGGAAGAGGCACAGAAAGCAUCAUCAUGGGGGUGACGAAACAGAAGAGAACCUUUUCGCAAGGGACAAUAAGAGACUCGUGAACCAGUUUCUCAAGUCUAUGGCACCGCCAUCAUCAUCACAGUUACAAAAACAGGGGCUGUCCUAUUUGGGCGACGUUCCCUCGCUGUCUUUACAGGCCGCUGCACUAGAUGAUGAUUCUAAUUCGAGCUCACAGAGGUCGCUACAAAGUUUGCUAUACCACGAUUUGGAGGAAUCUCCAGACCACACCAACUCAAGUUCUUUCCUUGCCUCGCGCUACUCUUCUUCUUUUUACUCAAAUGACAUAUCUUCAGAGGAAUCGUCUGCGUCUGAAUCGGCUUCUGAUGAAUCGUCAACGUCAUCGAGAUCCUCUUUCUCGGAAGGAUUCACUACCCAUGGCGCGACUUUCUCCUCCAAAACAUCGGCAUCUAGUGGCGGACACAUCUUGCACAACAAGCAUCUAGGUAAGACGAAUACCAAUGCGCUCCAGAUCUCUGAUCCUGAAUACUUGCAAAAACAUGUCACUCUACUACUGACAAGGUUUGACUUGUUGAUGAAGGAUAUCCUAAAGGGAACCCUGCUGAAACGUGAAACACUUCAGAGAAUUUGCUCACGUUUGAUACCUUGUACUAAGGACUUAAAGGUGUUGAGAAAACAAGUUCUCACACUGCACGACGAGAUCGCUUCGGAUAAACUGCUGAAAUUGAGAGGCGAUUUUGACGAGUUGGAUCCACAGUCCUUUAUUGCGCAUCUGCGAUGCACGGUGUCCCAUAACGCAACACAGUUGAAGAACCUGGAGGAAAGAAUGGAAUGCUGUCAACAACUUUUGGUCAAGCAGAAGGACGAAAUGAAGAAGAUCGAGUCGAUGAUGUACUUGGAGAAGACUCUAUUGGAAACCGAGCAAUCGGAAGGCGUUUUUCACAGAUACAGGUACCUGCUCUUUGAUAUCACCACACUAGCAGUAGUCGUUGCAUUGCUGUUUCUGGGUAGGAAGCUGGUGUUGUCGUGGAACUGA